AGUGUUAGCCGGCUAAGUCGCGCCAACGCGUUCGCCGCGUUUGCUUUAAAAUUUAUUAUAUAACGAACAGUCGUCGAUCGGCGCUCGAGUUCGGACGCAGCCUGCUUUCACCCGUCGCUAUUAAUUACACAUAUGUAUGUGUUCAUUCGCAUCUAUUUACACAACUGUUUCGACUGCUGAAAGAUAUAGGUAUCGUGCAGUGUACACGUAUAGCUGAGCGAAGUCGCUAUCUUAUCGGAGCACUCAUUGAUCAGUCAUUAUUAUAUUAUCGCGAACGGCCCGCCUUAUACGGACUGGACUACCUCUUAUUGUCCAAUUUAAAGUCAACGUGUGAUCUUAGUGUACGGACGCGACCGCGAUGCUACUGGUGAAGUCAUAAUGUGCGUCGUACUAAAAUAGAAACACAGUGUUUACAGGAAAAUAGUAUCAAUAACAUAAGUGUUGUGGUUUGUUAUCGAACGGAAAUGGCCGCCAAAUCACCCACAACGAGUGUGAAGUCACGAGAGAUCAUCGGUGGCGACCAGUUCAGUCAGCGGCGUGAGGUUUUCGAAAAAUACGACACUGUGUUCAUGCCGCUACCAUCACCCGCGUCGCCUAUUCCGACAUACAGAGAAGUGGAGCCCAUCAUCACAUCGAACCACGGUAAAACCACUACUAAUUUUAAACGAAACACAACUGGAUACUCAAGCAUGCGUGAAUCCAGAAACGACGAACGGAAUCACCAUGAUUUCAGACCACGAAAGUAUUCCGAUAACUUCACGUCCGAUUUGAAUAGCAGUGACGAUGUCGACUACAGAUACAGCACUGUUGAGAGAACCCGACGACUUUCCAAGUUGAGACGAGAUUUCCUGAAUUCUAAUAUUCACGAACCGAACGCGAGCCCGUUAGCUCGAAGUGGCGUUCGCGCCUCAAUGCCAGCUAAUAGUGGCACUGUAAAAUACAAGAUUGAAAGUCCAAAAAUAUAUAAAUUCCCGUUCGCUGAACCGUAUUUAACGCCGACGCCCGUGCGACGUGUUAUCGUUGACUUAGGUCCUAUUGAUGAUUACAACGGUAAGGAAAAUCAGAAUCCUGAAGACGAGAAUAAGCAUCGCAGUUUGCCAAAUGAUAACGGUUCACCCAAAAUCGACCAUCAAAAACUUUUUGAAGAGCUAGUCAAGAGAUACUCACCACAACGAAAACCUGUCGAUUGGACCAUACCUCCUACACGUCCAAAGAUCGUCGGUUCAGUGCCAAAAUCGACAUCUAGUGGUGAAAAUAUUAUUGGCCAAAGGGAUUCACCUGAAAAAGAUGAGGUCUUUGAAAAGAAUGAAGAAACUGUUAAAUUAGACCAAAACAAUUCGCAUGAAAUUAAUCCACAUGUAGAAGUAUUGCAUAACGGGAACGACAAGUCAUUAGAAUAUCAAAGAAAAAACAGUGAUGAUAAGGAUGAAGAACGAGAGGAAACUGACCAUGUUCCAGAGCUGUCACCAAUAAAAAGACAAUUAAGUAAUUCAUCUAGGGGCGUGCCCAUGGAUAAAAAGCUAGAUUUGACCAUGCCAGAGUUAAUAGAUAAAAUGAUCGAAGAAGGCGGAAGUACGAACAAUAAAAGCACCAACAAAAAGGUUAAAAGAAAAAGAAGUUUCUUAGAUAAACUCCUUGGGCGCAAUAAGGGUGUUAAAACUCAAAACUAAUGUAUUAAAGUUUAUAUUAAUGUUAUCUUUGCUGAAGAUACCAUAACUUAUCAAUUCUUAACGAUUGGAUACAAAAAAUUGACGUCGGUUCUUAUCGUUACAGUGUAUCGAACAACCGAUAGAAGUUUGAAUAAGUAACAUAAUUGUUGGAGUUUAAUGGAUACGAAGGUCAUACAUACUUCAUAGAUUUUAUCAUAAUGCAUUUAAAAUUUUAAUCGUUUAUCAAAAAAUUACAAAAUGACUGGUUCUAGGUGACAGAAAAUAAAAAUGUAUUCAGAGCGUAUAGAUUUUUAUAUUUGUAAAAAAAAAUUGUAAAACUGUUUUAUUUGUGAUACGGAUAUCAUACUUUUAUAUUUUUAUUAACGUUCAGUGAUAAAUUACUGUUAUAAUAUUGUGCUGUCGAUAAUUCAAACUAAAUGAAUAUUUUUAUUAAUAAAAUAAGUGUUACCAAA
Leptidea sinapis is the source of this 2122-nucleotide messenger RNA. RefSeq lists its product as uncharacterized. Lineage: Eukaryota; Metazoa; Arthropoda; Insecta; Lepidoptera; Pieridae. Bases 465 to 1670 code for a protein of 401 amino acids. The transcript has a single exon. The record is from RefSeq and is a predicted model, not a curated record.